Lachancea meyersii CBS 8951 is the source of this 1371-nucleotide messenger RNA. The record is from the annotation of a GenBank genome assembly. NCBI's taxonomy places the organism in Eukaryota, Fungi, Ascomycota, Saccharomycetes, Saccharomycetales, Saccharomycetaceae.
AUGACAUUGUCAGCGGUCGAGCAUUGGCUGACGCUCCACAUCCGUUCAUGUUUGAAGAAUAGGUUUCACAUCUCAACGUUGAGAAAAACCGCUUUCGUUAUUGCAUUGAUAUCUUGUGUAGCAUCGGGCCUAAUCACCAUCAUAUCGCUCUACGCCAAGCCCUGGCGUAACCAGAUGCAGUAUAGCGCCCUCCAGAUCAAUCUGAUAUCAAGUGCUACAAACCUGGGUGGGUAUUUGACGCCUCCACUGUUGGGGAUAUUGUCAGAUUCACACGGUCCCGUCAUCUUAAGUUGGUUGGCAGUGGUGGGCUUUGUUCCGAGCUAUGCAUACGCCUCCUACGUGUUUGAACAUGGCGAAACACACUUUACUUUGACGCUUAUAGCAUUUUUCGUCAUCGGAGUAGCCACAAGCGCUCUCUUUUUCAGUGGUCUCUUAACCUGUGCCAAGCUGUACCCAAAAUACAAAGUGCUCUCGAUCAGCUUCCCCACCACUUGUUAUGGGCUAUCCUCAUUGAUCGGAUCGGAAGUCUUGAAAAACUCGUGGUUCUCGCAUGGAUUCGACUAUUUGAACCUCGGACGAGUCUUCAAAACAUUUGCGUGUUUCUAUGCAGUCGUUGGAAGCUUGACCUGGAUCUCCACCAGCAUAGUGGCGAUGUUGAAGCUUCCAGUGGAGCAAGAAGAGCAUGAACCUUUGCUCCCCACGGAAUCGACGUCUUCCGUAAACGACUACAAAGAACGCAUAUGGCGCUUUGCCAAGGACCCCAGCAUGUAUUUGACGCUUUUCACGUUUUUCCUUACGAUUGGCUGCUUAGAGAUGUUCCUCACCAACAUGGGAUCUGUCGCACUACUUACUUCGCCAUAUGAUCCUAACAUUCAGAGCAGUGUGCUGUCGUAUUUCGCUGUCUUCUCGACAUGCACGCGUCUGGUAGUUGGCUUGAUCGCGGAUUAUCUUGCCAGCCGUAACAUCUCUCGGAUUUGGAUUCUCUUUGGAUGUUUGACGAUUGGAUUGGUGGCACAACUUCUUGUUCUAGAUCUCGAAUCGGGCAAAAGCCUGAUCAGCCUGGCUUCGGCUUUAAGCGGGACUGCAUAUGGCGGUCUUUUUACCAUUUUCCCUACGUUGACACUCAGUAUAUGGGGUCCGAUUGUGUUCGGAACGGCGUAUGGGUGUUUCCUGGUUGCACCUGCAAUAGGCUCCACGGUGUUUGGGAUACUUUACGCGCGAGUUUACGAUUCGCAGUGCACGGGUCAAUCGGCAGGAGUACAGUGUGUGAAACCUGCGUUUUCGCUCACAGCCAUUUCAUUUGUCGUGGCGUUAGUAGUCUCCAUCUUCACUUACCUUGGGAUUUGGAGACGCAAAAGCGUAGAAAUCUAA